UCGCGAGCGAUCGGUUGUGGCUAUUCGUUUAUCCGGUUUUUCGAGUAAUCUCCAGUGUGGAACUGCGAUCAAGUCGCACGUCAUCGCCAGACGUGUUGUUCGAUUGAUUAUUGCAAAUAGUACGAGUACGGAUAAAAGUACGGGCACACAAGCCCCGUAUCUAUAACACUUACCCAACCAGAAGAGGCGAGGAAACAAGCGGGAAUGACGACGAACAUAACCAAGAGUCCGCGCCCGCUGAAAAUAACCGUCGUGGGCGAUGGCAUGGUGGGCAAAACCUGCAUGCUGAUAACCUACACACAGAACGAGUUCCCCGAGGAGUAUGUGCCCACAGUGUUCGACAACCACGCCUGCAACAUCGCCGUCGACGACCGGGACUACAAUCUGACCCUCUGGGAUACGGCCGGGCAGGAGGAUUACGAGAGGCUGCGUCCCCUCAGCUAUCCAAAUACAAACUGCUUCCUGUUGUGCUAUUCGAUCAGCAGUAGGACCUCAUUCGAAAACGUGAAGAGCAAGUGGUGGCCGGAGAUCCGUCACUUCUCCGCCCACGUUCCCGUGGUCCUGGUGGGCACCAAGCUGGACUUGCGCAUUCCCAACUCGGAGAAGUUCGUGACCACACAGGAGGGCAAGCGACUGCGCAAGGAGAUACACGCAUCCAAUCUGGUCGAGUGCUCCGCCAAGAAGAAGCAGAACCUGCUGCAGGUCUUCGAGGAGGCGGUUAGAGCCGUCGAGAGGAAACCAAAGACGUCGUCCAAGCAAUCGUGCAAAAUACUGUGAACUAAGUGUAUGCCUACUUUUAAAUAUUGUUAUUAUGCGUAAUGUAUUAUGUUACUAAUUUGCCUGACUAUUUGUGCUUUGUGUAGAAAAUUUAACGUUAAGUUUGUAUUUUUAAGUGCCACUUGUGUGUAAACCAUGUGUUUUGUUUGCAGCCAGGGCAUUAAUUGUAAAAAGAUAAAUAAAAACGGCACAAAAUGAAAAUUA
Drosophila santomea is the source of this 981-nucleotide messenger RNA. It is a transcript of the gene RhoL, whose product is annotated as ras-like GTP-binding protein RhoL. NCBI's taxonomy places the organism in Eukaryota, Metazoa, Arthropoda, Insecta, Diptera, Drosophilidae. The transcript has 4 exons. Gene Ontology annotation, biological process: small GTPase-mediated signal transduction. The record is from RefSeq and is a predicted model, not a curated record. The coding region runs from base 205 to 777 and encodes 190 amino acids. Gene Ontology annotation, molecular function: GTPase activity; GTP binding.